Loxodonta africana (African savanna elephant) is the source of this 6200-nucleotide messenger RNA. It is a transcript of the gene A2ML1, whose product is annotated as alpha-2-macroglobulin like 1. The coding region runs from base 1 to 4374 and encodes 1457 amino acids. The transcript has 36 exons. Lineage: Eukaryota; Metazoa; Chordata; Mammalia; Proboscidea; Elephantidae. Gene Ontology annotation, molecular function: endopeptidase inhibitor activity. Gene Ontology annotation, cellular component: extracellular region. The record is from RefSeq and is a predicted model, not a curated record.
AUGUGGGCUCAACUCCUUCUAGGAAUGCUGGCCCUAUUGCCAGCCAUUGCAGAAGAACUUGCCCCAAACUACCUGGUGACAUUACCAGCCCAGCUUAACUUCCCCUCCACUCAGAAGGUUUGUUUGGACCUGACCCCUGGGUAUUAUGGGGUAAAAUUCACUAUUACUCUGGAGACCAAGGACAAGAUCCAGAAGUUGCUAGAAGAGUCUGGAAUGAAGAAGAGGCACUUACAUUGUAUCUCCUUUUUGGUACCGCCUCCUGCUGGUGGCACAGAAGAAGUAGCCACAAUCCGAGUGUCAGGAGUUGGAAAUAGCAUCAGCUUUGAGGAGAAGAAGAAGGUUCUGAUUCAGAGACAGAGGAGUGGCACCUUUGUACAGACUGACAAACCUGUCUACACCCCAGGGCAGCCAGUGUAUUUUCGCAUUGUCACCCUGAACAGUGAUUUCGUUCCAGUGAAUGACAAGUACUCCAUGGUGGAACUGCAGGAUCCAGAUAGCAACAGGAUUGCACAGUGGCUGGAAGUGGUGCCCGAGCAAGGCAUUGUAGACCUGUCUUUCCAACUGUCUUCAGAGGCAAUGCUCGGCACCUAUACUGUGGCAGUGGCUGGAGACAAGACCUUUGGCACUUUCAGUGUGGAAGAAUAUGUGUUGCCUAAGUUUAAGGUGGAAGUGGUGGAACCCAAGCAGUUAUCAACGAUGGUGGAUUCUUUCUUAGUAAAAAUUUGUUGUGGGUACACCUAUGGAAAGCCCAUGCUAGGGGCCGUGCAGGUGUCUGUGUGUCAGAAGGCAUAUACCUACGCCUACAUGUAUCGAGAGACAGAAAUGGAGCAACUGCCUGACAAAUGCAAGAAAUUCUCUGGACAGACCGACAAAGCAGGAUGCCUUUCAGCCUCUGUGGACAUGUCUACCUUCAACCUCACUGGCUACCCAUACAGCCACAGCAUCCAUAUUGCGGCUACGGUAGUGGAGGAAGGGACAGGUGUGGAGACCAAUACCACACAGGAUGUGUACAUUUCUUCACAAAUAGGAUCAAUGACGUUCGAAGACACCAAUAAUUUUUAUCAUCCCAAUUUUCCCUUCAGUGGCAAGAUAAGAGUUAGGGGCCAUGAUGGCACCCUCCUCAAGAAGCAUUCAGUGUUUCUGGUGACUUACGGCGUAAAUGGAACCAUCAGUCAGACCCUCAUUACUGACAACAAUGGUCUUGCUCACUUCACGCUGGACACAGUCCAUUGGGAUGGGAGAGACGUUUCUCUGGAGGGCAGGUUCAAAAUGGAGGAUACUGUAUAUAAUUCAGAGCAAGUGCCUCGCUACUACCAAAAUGCCUUCCUGCACCUGAGACCCUUCUACAACACAACUCGCAGCUUCCUUGGCAUCCAUCAGCUAAACGACGUCUUGAAAUGUGGCCAGCCCCAGGAAGUGUUGGUGGAUUAUUACAUUGAUCCAGCGGAUGCAAGCCCUGACCAAGAAAUCAUCUUCUCCUACUAUUUAAUAGGCAAAGGGAAUUUGGAGACGGAGGGGCAGAAAUACCUGAACUUUAAGAAGAAAGGACAGAAAGGUUCCUUCUCUCUCUCAUUGAUCUUCACUUCCAGACUAGCCCCUGAUCCUUCCCUGGUCAUCUACACCAUUUUUCCUGGUGGAGGAAUAAUAGCAGACAAGAUUAAGUUCUCGGUGGAGAUGUGCUUUGACAAUCAGGUUUCCCUUGGCUUCUCACCUGUCCAGCAGCUUCCAGGAGCGGAUGUGGAACUGGAGCUACAGGCAGCUCCUGGGUCCCUGUGUGCAGUCCGGGCUGUGGAUGAGAGUGUGUCACUACUUAGACCAGAGAGAGAGCUGAGCAACAGCUCUGUCUAUGGGAUGUUUCCAUUCUGGUAUGGUCACUACCCCUAUCAGGUCGCUGAAUAUGAUGAGUGUCCAGCAUCUGGCCCAUGGGGCUUUCCUCAACCCAUCAUUGACCCCGUGCCUGAAGAGCGUUGGAUCAGGCGUUCUUUUUUCUGGAGGCCCUGGUUCUCUGAAGGCGCUGACAUUUUCAGCUUUUUCCAGGACAUGGGCCUGAAAAUACUGUCCAAUGCCAAGAUCAAGAAGCCAGUAGAUUGUAAUCGCCAGUUUCCAAAUUACGCCACUGCAGUGGCAAGUGAUGGUAUUCGUCGAGAAGGUCUUCCGUUUUCAUCUUCAUCACCUCAGUCAGGCAGCUCUCAGGUUCGCCAGUACUUCCCAGAGACCUGGAUCUGGGAUCUGUUUCCUAUUGGUAACUCUGGGAAGGAGGCUGUCCAUAUCACAGUUCCUGAUACCAUCACCACGUGGAAGGCCAUGACUUUCUGCACCUCCCAGUCCAGAGGCUUUGGUCUUUCACCUACUGUUGGACUAACUGCUUUCAAGCCAUUCUUUGUUGAUCUGACUCUCCCUUACUCAGUAGUUCGUGGGGAAUCCUUUCGCCUUACUGCCACCAUCUUCAAUUAUCUAAAGGACUGCAUCAGGAUUCAGACCAACCUGGCUAAAUCAGACAAGUACCAGGUGGAAUCAUGGGCAGGCUCUAAGGCCUCCAGCUGUCUCUGUGCUGAUGAAGCAAAAACCUAUCACUGGAAUAUCACAGCUAUCAAACUGGGUCACAUAAACUUUACAAUUAGUACUGAGAUUGUGGAAAGCAAUGAACUCUGCGGAGGCCAGAAGGGGUUUGUUCCAGAAAAGGGCCGAAGUGAUACACUCAUUAAGCCAGUUCUGGUCAAGCCUGAGGGAGUCCUCGUGGAGAAGACACACAACUCACUACUGUGCCCCAAAGGAAAGGUGGCUUCAGAAUCCAUCUCCCUGGAGCUCCCUGUGGAUGUCGUCCCUGAUUCAGCCAAGGCUUUAGUUACUGUUCUGGGGGACAUUAUGGGCACUGCCCUGCAGAACCUAGACAGUCUGGUGCAGAUGCCAAGUGGCUGUGGGGAGCAGAACAUGGUCUUGUUUGCCCCCAUCAUCUAUGUCUUGCAGUAUCUAGAGAAGGCAGGGCUGCUGACUGAGGAAAUCAAGUCUCGGGCAGUGGGUUUUCUGGAGACAGGGUACCAGAGAGAGCUGAGGUACAAACACAGGAAUGGUUCAUACAGUGCCUUUGGGGAGCGGGAUGAAAAUGGAAAUACAUGGCUGACAGCCUUUGUCACCAAAUGCUUUGGCCAGGCUCAGGAAUUCAUCUUCAUUGAUGACAAGAACAUCCAGGAUGCUCUUAAGUGGAUGGCAGGAAACCAGCUCCCCAGUGGCUGCUAUGUCAAUGUGGGAAAGCUCCUUGACACAUCUAUGAAGGGUGGUGUUGAUGAUGAGAUCUCGUUGACUGCAUACAUCACAGCUGCAUUGCUGGAGAUGGGAAAGACCAUAGAUGAUCCAAUGGUGAGUCAGGGUCUGCAGUGUCUCAAGAAUUCUGCCAUGGCCACCACCAACCUCUACACACAGGCCCUCCUAGCUUAUACCUUCUCCUUGGCUGAGGAAGAGGACAUCAGGAAUAGUCUUCUUGAAAAAUUAGAUCAACAGGCUAUCAUCUCAGGAGAGUCUAUUCACUGGAGCCAGAAGCCUUCUCAGCCAUCGAAUGCCAGGUUUUGGUCUGAACCCAAGGCUAUAGAUGUGGAACUCACAGCAUAUGUUUUGUUGGCCCAGCUUGCCAAGGCCAGGCUGACUCAAAAGGAAAUAGCCAAGGCCACCGGAAUAGUGGCUUGGCUGGCCAAGCAACGCAAUGCAUAUGGAGGCUUCUCUUCGACUCAGGAUACUGUAGUUGCUCUCCAAGCUCUUGCUAAAUAUGCUGCCACUGCUUAUGCACCAUCUGAGGAAGUCAACCUGGUUGUAAAAUCCACUCAGAAUUUCCAACACACUUUCAAUGUACAGACUGUAAAUCGGUUGGUACUUCAGCAGAAGAAUCUACCUAAUAUCCCCGGAGUGUAUACCUUGGAAGCCUCCGGUCAGGGCUGUGUCUACGUGCAGAUGGUGCUCAGGUACAACAUUCUGCCUCCCAAAAAUGUGGAGACCUUUAGUCUUAGUGUGGAAAUGGGAAGAGCUAGAUGUGACAAACCUACUUCACCUCGAUCCUUGACUCUUACCAUCCAUACCAGUUAUGUGGGGAGCCGGAGUUCUUCCAAUAUGGCCAUCGUGGAGGUGAAGAUGCUAUCUGGGUUCAGUCCCAUGGAGGGCACCAAUCAGUUACUCCUCCAGCAACCACUGGUGAAGAAGUUCGAAUAUGGACCUGAUACACUUAACAUUUAUUUGGAAGAGCUUGGUAAGAAGACUCAGACUUAUACCUUCACUAUUACCCAAAGUGUGUUGGUCACCAACCUGAAACCAGCAACCAUCAAAGUCUAUGACUACUACCUACCAGAUGAGCAGGCAACAAUUCAGUAUUCGGAUCCCUGUGAAUGAGAAUAGAAGCUGGAAAGAUGCUAAAUGAAUCCUAUACGACAUUACAGGAGGGUGUAGCAUUCUGCCUCUUAAAAGCACAACUUAAUCAAAUCAUUUGAUUUCUCUGAUUAAAAGAUGGGUGGGUAACAAACGAGCAGGCCUGUACCUCAGCUUUUUUAUACUACCUCGCAGAUGCAUAGAUGCCAAGAUAAAGGGUUGGGGGAGAUAGAACAGGAAUAAUCACACAAAGGAGGAAUUCCAGGGGAAUGGGGGAGGGAGAUGUGGUCUAGCCAUUGGUUUAGUCAUUCAGGGAACUUUCCAGAGAGGAGACGGUGGUAAAGACUAAUCUAGGGAAGAUAAGACUGUCUUCCUGGGGGUUACAUCUAAGGUAAGAUGUGAUUUAUGGCUUUUGGUAUCGGCAAAAAAAAUAAAGCUUGGAGAAAAAAAUCUUUUCACUUUGUUCUAUGCAUAUCAAUGUCAAUACCACAGUUCUAUUUAAAGAUAAUGGUCAUCCUUUAACAAAAACUCAGAAUUUGGCUUUUCCUUAGAUCUUUUGAUCCAGCUCUUUCCAAGAAUCAUGUUGAAGGUAUACGUAGGGGUUAAAGUACCAGGUGCCAUGGAGAUGAUUCUGACUCCUGUUGACCCCAUGUGUGUCAGAGUAGAACUGUAGUCAGUAGGGUUUUCAAUGGCUGAUUUUUCAGAAGUAAAUCACCAGGCCUUUCUUCCAACACACCUCUGGGUGGACUCAAACCUCCAACCUUUCGGUGAGCAGCUGAGUGAAUUAACAAUUUGCACCACCCAGGACUCUGGGGGUUAGAGGAGAGAAUCCUAAUGAAGUGGUUCUGUUCAGCCAGCUCACCAUCACAGGGUAAACACAGAUUGAUAACAAGAAAAGUGACUGGCCAGGGUUGCCUCUGCUUCCCUGCUGCGUGAUUCUCUCAGCCUUGCCCACACAGGACACCUAUCAUGAUGUAAGCUCUUCCUUGGAGGAAUGUAUUUGUUUUGUAAACAGAGGUUAGAAGUAAAAGGGAUUCAGUGAGAAAAAUGAGUUAUAUUUAAAUAAAUAGAGAAGAUUCUCUGGGCAACUAUAUCCUUUUACCAUAGAUAGAUGUUCACACUCUGUAAUUGGUCCUCUGGAUCUUAAAGUCUGAUGGAAAGAAUCAGGGAAAAAUAAAUCCACACCGAAGAGAGUAUUUCCCUAAGCCCAGAGAUACAUUUGCUUAAACUGUUCAUUUCCUGCCUCCUCCACCCUAGACCCUGCCUUGGUGCGGCUUGUUGUUGUGAAUUGCCCUCUAGUGGUUUCUCACUCAUGCUAGGAGUUCCCAAAGUGAGGGGAGCUGGGGAAGAUACCCAAAGUAGGUCAUCCACUAGGUUCUCUCAGCCCUCAUAUCAAGGGAAGAGAACAGAGAACACUAAAGAAAAGAGGCUAGUCAGGACAGCUCCUCCCACUCACCCGAAGUCCCACCCCCUGUAUAUUUUAGUCCUUGGGUCUUGCCACAGCUUCUCCUCUUUUGGAACAGGGGGAGAUGGUGGUCCUUAGGACUCGAUAGGUUAUAUCUGGGCCGAACACAUUUUUAAAUGAUUACAAAAUCUCUUUAUUCUUGUAUCUUUUGGGGUUUCAGAUGCAAGGAAAAGAAUAGUCUUAUAACUUACGUUACCAGCUACACUGAAUACCAAAAAUCAGUUGCUGUUGAGUCAUUUCUGACUCUUGGUGACCUCCAUGUGUCUCAGAGUAGAACUGUGCUCCACAGGGUUUUCAGCGGGUGAUUUUUCAGAAGUGGACCACCAGGCCUGUCUUCUGAGGUGCCUCUGGGUGGAUUUGCAGCUGAGAAUGUCAACAUUUUGCA